AUGCACAACUCAGCAUUUCUCUUCAGUGUUUUGGAGGAUAAACUUCAUAAGCUGUACCAAGGGAAUGUUCACGUCCUGGAAUCUAUUCAAUAUUUUCAAUUAAAAAACAUCAGAACUAUCAUUGUAGUGGGAUAGCAUAAUUACAAAUAAUACACAGACUUUGUCACCUAUCAUAAAGUUGAUGACAAUCAUACAGACAUCAUUAAAACAUUUGAAAGAAUAGCCAUGCUCAUUUCAAAUGAAAUCAAGCGUUCAUCUGUUUUGGUAUGUUGUUCUAAUGGACUAAAUUGGAGUGCUGCAAUAACAAUAGCCUACUUAAUCAAAGUUAAAUAAUGGCAAUAUGAAAAAGCCUUCUAUCAUCUUAAAUCAAUGAAAUCUCUAGUGAAUCCCUCUUUACCACUCAAAAAAUAACUCAUAUUAUUCAACACUAAAAUCCAUAAUCACAAACAAGAGAACCAGGAAAACAAUAUUAAUUAUUGUAAUCUCAUCACUCCAUCCAAAUUCUAACAGCGAAUUAUUGAGUAGACUCAGAAGCAAUAAUAUCUGGAAGAUUCUAUCCAUUCCCAGGAUGAUAUACAAUCUACCGGCUCUUGUUAAGGUGGACAAACACCUAUAUUCUACUCACCGAAUAAACAGAGCUAAAUCUAAAAACGAAAGUAAUCAUCCAAUCCUAAGAGUCCAGAAAAAAGAACAAGUAGACACAUCAGGAACUACACUUUCUAAAUUGAUGAUUCUACUGCACAGUAACUUUAAAACAAAGAGCAACAAGUUCAAAGUUCUCCUCAAUUCAAAAAUGAAGAAGAAUAAUUAACUCUUAGACAUAGAAGAAGAAGAAUCACUCAUAGAACAAAAAGUGCUUUGAAUUAAAAAUGA
Messenger RNA from Paramecium tetraurelia, 873 nucleotides. RefSeq lists its product as uncharacterized. The transcript is spliced from 2 exons. NCBI's taxonomy places the organism in Eukaryota, Ciliophora, Oligohymenophorea, Peniculida, Parameciidae. Gene Ontology annotation, cellular component: cytoplasm. Gene Ontology annotation, molecular function: protein tyrosine/threonine phosphatase activity; MAP kinase tyrosine/serine/threonine phosphatase activity. The record is from RefSeq and is a predicted model, not a curated record. Gene Ontology annotation, biological process: protein dephosphorylation; negative regulation of MAPK cascade.